AUGAGAGGCCAGAUCAAGCGCAAGGCCGCACCGUUGGCGAUUCCACAACCUGGGGAGAACGCAGCGGAAAGGAAACGGGUGCUCAAUGUCCUUGCCCAACGACGAUACCGCCAGCGACGGAAAGAACACAUCAAAAAGCUCGAAUCACAAGCAGCGGAUGUGAACGGGGAUGCCAACGUGUUCUAUGGACAGAGCCCUCCUUUGACAACGAGCCUAAGCGUAGCACCAUGCGCCAAUGGAGCACAAACGGAAGCUGGUAGUGAACCAUGGCAUUCAUCAUUCCAGCAACCAGACAUAUCGUUUGAUGACAGCACUUGCGAAUACCCAAUCAAGACAGCUGGGGAAACUGCGUCGUUCCCUGCUCUACCAGAUGCUUUUGCUGGCUACGACGCAUACUCCUUCACCAGCAUUGCUGCCGACGACGAGGCUCUCUGGGAUACGUCGAUACUGCUGCCUUCUUUGCCGAGCACACCGCUGUCACCGUCAAAGCAUACGUCUUCGAGCGAGAGCGAGACGUGGUCGCUGGCACCUUUCCCGGCAGCCACCGGAAGUCCGGGGACCGGUCAGACGACGCCUCAAGCGCAGUCCAUAUUUGAGCAGGAGAUGACAUAUGCAUUCCCCGACGAAGCACACUUGGAGAUGAUCGAGCUUACCUUACUUCGGGGCUGUAUGUCAAUCGCUAGGCGGAUGAAAGUCGAAGACAUCAUAUGGUCGCUGACCUCAACAUCGCCGUUCGCUGAUUCUUCGACAGCGCUGGCACAGUUCGAUCACCUACCGAGUAAUUUACAACCGACGCUGACUCAAAUGACCAUCCCGCACCACCCAGUUAUUGACCUCCUACCCUGGCCAUCGGCGCGCGACAGAAUGAUCAAGGUGCUUUCACAGCCUCCCAAGUUUCGACCUCCGGGGGCAGCCUCGCCAAUGGUCCUACUGGACUUCGUGUAUGACCUUGAGGACAGCGCAGAGGGCGUCAGGAUAAGCGGCAGUGAUCCAUUCUCGGAGAUGAACUGGGAGGUGGGCGAAAAGGUGUUCAAGUCGUGGUGGUGGAUUCUCGAUAGAGAUAUCAUCAAGAGAAGCAAUGAACUGCGAGCGUCGAGGGGCGCGCCGAUGCUGGGGAGCGGGAGAAUUGUAGGGGAGGUGGUAUGA
Molecule: messenger RNA, 1146 nt
Organism: Cladophialophora psammophila CBS 110553
Lineage: Eukaryota; Fungi; Ascomycota; Eurotiomycetes; Chaetothyriales; Herpotrichiellaceae
Exons: 1
Coding region: 1-1146 (381 amino acids)
Biological process (GO): regulation of DNA-templated transcription
Molecular function (GO): DNA-binding transcription factor activity
Source: RefSeq, a predicted model, not a curated record